Molecule: messenger RNA, 2761 nt
Organism: Nanorana parkeri
Lineage: Eukaryota; Metazoa; Chordata; Amphibia; Anura; Dicroglossidae
Gene: LONRF1
Product: LON peptidase N-terminal domain and ring finger 1
Exons: 12
Coding region: 219-2246 (675 amino acids)
Molecular function (GO): protein binding
Source: RefSeq, a predicted model, not a curated record
CUCUCGCCCCGCCCGUCUCUCUGUCCGCUGUUAUGAAACUGGCUCGCAGCCGCCAUGUGUUUUGUAACCUUCUGCCAGGCCGCAGCCAAUGAGAAGUGGCGGGGCCGAUCACAUGACACGCCUGCCGUGCUUGUCUUUAUGUAAGGUCUGGCAGUAGUGUUGGGAGCGGACACUAGUGCUGGUAUGUGGUACGGUGGCUGCCAGGGAUACAGCUAGACAUGUCGUCUCCGACCGGAGCUCGCUGCGGGGUGGCCGCCGUGAAGGAGGCGCUGGAUACGUCGAGGCCAUUACAGCUGGACGCUCUGCUCGAGUGUUUGUUGCGGCAGUAUCGCGACGGCGCUGCUGUGAACGAGGGCGACGGGACCUGGCUGGUGUGUCCGGGAUGCCGGGGCUUUCUGAGGGAGCCUGUGACCAUCCAGUGCGGGCACAGCUACUGCUGGCAUUGCCUGCGGGGAGAACAUCGGAGACGCUGCCGCCUGUGCCAUGGAGAGCCGGGCCGCCCGCCCCGCCGGAGCAAUGUGCUGCUGAAACAGCUUUCCGACAAAUGUGACCCCGGGAGGAGCGGACAGCACCGGGACAUCGCUGAGUUGCUGGAGGCCGGAGAAAACCGGGAAGCGCUGGACACCGUCCGCCUGGCCAUCAGCGCAGAUCCUAACGAUUUGAUCCUGCGUGUUUACAGAGCUGAGUCCUUUGCUGCACUCUCUGAAUUUGGGAAAGCUCUACAAGAACUGGACUUUGUCCUUUCAAAACAGCACAACUGGCCAGAGGUGCAUUACAGAAAAGCAAAAAUACUACAGGGCACAGGAAAUCUGUAUGAAUCAUUAACCUGUUAUCUUCAGUGCUUGGGAUUAGAUGAGGAGUUUACAUCUGCAAGAACAGAGAUAGAAAAGAUUCUUCAUGACUUCCUGUCACCUGGACAAGAGACAGUUGAAGGUAUACUGAAGGACCUUGAAAUGACAACUUUGCCAAAUUUACCAUUGAAACCUUUUGUGUUGGGAUCAGAGAAGAGUGAAACUACAUAUCCUAUGCAGCCAUGUUUGAAGGAGGAUGAAGGUACUGAAAGAACAGUGAAGAGCACCAGCACAUCCAGCAGUGGUUUACACCGUGCACAGUCUGUGCACACCCUGCACUAUGAUCAAAUUGCCAGUGAAGACCGAUUAAAAAGGGUGUCUUCAGAGCCUUUCUUGUCCUGCGAGGAGAAUGGCAUAUUACUAAAAAGAAAGUUCUCUCUUUCUGAGCAAGACACAAGCAUGUGUGAAGAUGGUCCAAAGAAGCACAUAAAGCAAGGAGCGGUGUCUGAUCCAAAUUCAGCUAUGGCAGACGACCCAAACAUAUAUGCCUUGAUUGAUGGCAGUGAUUUUGAGUGCUCCCUUUGUAUGAGGUUGUUUUAUGAACCUGUUACUACGCCUUGUGGACAUUGCUUCUGUAAAAAGUGCUUGGAGCGCUGCCUGGAUCACACACCUCAGUGUCCUUUAUGUAAGCAGAGCUUAACAGAGGUGAGAGAUAUGAGAUACAAUGUAACCUACCUACUGGAGGGAUUAAUCAAGCAGUAUCUUCCUGAACAGCUGUCCGAGAGGAAAAAAAUUCAUGAAGAGGAAGCACUUGAAUUAUCAAAUUUAACUCUAAAUGUGCCUAUGUUUGUAUGCACCAUGGCAUAUCCUACUGUGCCUUGCCCACUGCAUGUUUUCGAGCCCCGUUAUCGGCUGAUGAUUCGAAGGUGUAUGGAAAUUGGUACAAGGCAAUUUGGAAUGUGCAUCAGUGAUUCAGAAAAAGGUUUUGCAGACUAUGGUUGCAUGCUGCAGAUCCGCAAUGUCCAUUUCUUGCCUGAUGGACGGUCCGUGGUUGAUACUAUUGGUGGAAAGAGAUUUCGGGUUAUAAAAAGAGGAAUGAAGGAUGGUUAUUGCACUGCGGACAUUGAAUACCUAAUCGACAUUCAGGUUGGUGCGGAAGAACUCCAGCAACUCCAGGAGCUUCAUGAUGCUGUCUACACUCAGGCCUGCCACUGGUUCCAGAAUCUGAGAUACAGGUUCCGCAGCCAAAUCCUGCAUCACUUUGGCUCCAUGCCGGAGAGGGAGGGCAAUAUACAGGUAGCCCCAAAUGGACCAGCCUGGUGCUGGUGGCUUCUAGCUGUAUUGCCUGUGGAUCCUCGGUAUCAGCUCUCUGUUCUGUCCAUGAGCUCACUAAAGGAUCGUCUCCUGAAAAUCCAGCACAUAUUGACUUAUUUUUCCAGAGACCAGUCCAAAUGACUAACCGCCUGGAGCUUCCUGAAAACCUACCCAGCCCUGACUGUGAUCACAGCUGCAGUUUUUGCUGUCUUUGCACAUUUGACCUUUGCUUGAGCCAAUUGGACUAUUGUGGAUCUCCACCAGAUGGAACUACAUGUAUAAAAGACAAGUGUGAAAUAACCGAAUGCUUUUUGGUUACAAAACUUGUAUUGCACUAUGUAUAAAGUUGUUUUUUUAUUUUUAAAUGAUGUAAAUUAACUUAGUUUAUUUUGAAUCGAUGAUGCUUCCAAGUGUGUCCUUAUUUGCUGCUUUCAGUCCAUGAUGUUAUUGUGAAUGGAGAUUCUUCUCUCCCCGGCUCUGUUUUCUGAUUUAUCUAUGCAGUAUUUGUGUCUUCGCUGUUGUUGGUUUGCAUCUCUUAAAGGAUAUUGCGCAUGUUUGUCAUUUUUUACAUUUGUGGCAAUAUUAAAACAGAAAAUGAAUUGGAAACUUAACAGGUUUGUCUUCUCGAUGCUAAAAUGUGAACAGGUAAAUGGUCA